Molecule: messenger RNA, 4073 nt
Organism: Chara braunii
Lineage: Eukaryota; Viridiplantae; Streptophyta; Charophyceae; Charales; Characeae
Source: the annotation of a GenBank genome assembly
GGGAGCUGCGGCCCUGUAGGUGAGAGUAAGAGAGGAAUAGUAAGUGCGGGAGAGAGAGCAAGAGGAAAAGCGGCUGGGUGCAUGUGUGUGCGCGUGCGAAAGAGCAAGGAGCAAGGAAAAGCGGCUGCGUGCACGUAGGUGCGCGUGAGAGAGAGCAAGGAAAAGGCGUUGCGUGCAUGUGUGUGCGCGUGAGAGAGAGCAAGAGAAAGUGGCCGCGUGCAUGUGUGCGCGAUGGUGCUUGAGUGACAUUGUCACUGGGCCCAUGUGAGGAGCUUAGCGAGAGAAGCCAGAAAGAAGUAGUGAUAACUAGAGAGAGUGAGAGGGUGCAAGAGAGAGUGAGAGAGUGCAAGCGGAAGGCGGAGGGAGAGAGGCAAACAGAGCGUGACCAGCGGGAUGAGCAAAAUAUUGGCCGAGUGAUCUUGCUAAAUAUCAGCACGCAGAUCUCAGCAGGAUAUCACUCAGCAGGAUAUCAGCAGACACAUUUCGUCAGGAUACCUGUGGGCCCAAACUAGGGACAGACACGAAGACCCAAGUACCAGAGUCAAGGAUCUCAAAUCACUGAGCAGACUUGAGCAGACUCAGCAGGUUUGCUCAGAGUGUGAAGAGCAGUGCAGUGGCUCAGACAAGUACGUCGCUCAGUCUUCUGCCCAGACAAGUGCUCAACCUGCUCAGCCUGGCAGUCUUCUGCCCAGACAAGUGCUCAACCUGCUCAGCCUGGUACUUAGUCUGUUCCACUGUUGGUUUGCAGUCCACUCGGGGGAGUCUGUUCCACUGUUGGUUUGCAGUCCACUCGGGGGGUAAGUACCCAGAGGAGUAACGGAGGAGCUCAAACAAGAACUCCAUUUGCUCAGGAGGACAGUGCUCAGGCUGUCUAUUCGCAGAGGCAGGAACUCAGCCUGAUCAAACCAAUGUAUACUUAGGGCGAUCAGAGGUCAUUGACAAACUAAGCGCGUCGCCGCACCAGUCUGGAAAUGUGAAAAAGACAACAAUGUGGCGGGCGCAUCUGGCCGUGUUCUAGCGGAAAGUUCAUUCUCAUUUUGCUCAUUUCGAGAGUAGUGUGGCGAUGCCCUAAGCAAGCUCCAGCACGGGAUUGACUGACUGGCUAGACAGAUUAACUACACUCCUCCAGACAGAUUCAGCAAGCUCUCACCGGACUGGGCUGACUCCGACCCCUCAAGAAGGCUCAACGGGUCUAUGGUUAUGGGACACAUACCCUACGCCGCUUGUCUUUCCUCCGUGCACGCGAACGGUACAGAAAAAGGCAGCAGGAGGAAAGAGAAGCAAGAACACAAAUGGGCAAUCAGCUGCCAUCCGAGAUUCACAGCGCGCAAGAACACAGUGUAAAUAGCUGCACAAGCAGCAGCGGGAGGAGGAGGAGGAGAUAGAGAUAUGUGUAUGUUGCGGGUGUGUGCGUGUGUACACGGGAGGUAAGUGGCAGCAGCCCAAUUAAGGAGGAGGAGGAGGCUGAGUGGAGGAUUGCCGGGAGAUAGAGGGAGUCAACGGUCAACGAGUGGGUUGACGAUGAAUUGGUUGAUUGAGAUUGCUUGAUUUAUAGAUUGCUUGAUUGAUUGCGACUGAUUCAUUGACUGAAGAGUUUUUAAUUACGUGACUCUUUGGUUCUGUUGGUGGAUCGUUUUCAGCGUCGUCGGCCGAUUGGUAAGUCGGUCUUGAACGCGAGGAGAGACGAGCACGCAGCAGCUGGUCUCGUGGACAGAGGACCGACCGCCUUCUGGCGAGUGUGGCUUGAUUGGUCUCGACUUGUAAGUGGGGUAUUGGCCUUAUCAGUUUCCGCUGCCUAGCUACACAAGGUAAGAAGCAAAAAUCGGAUUAAAGCGGAAGAAGCAGAGCAGAGCAAAGCGGGGAACCAGGAGCAAAAGCGGCCAUCGGUGGCGUGCGGGCGGCACGUCGAAUCGUUUCGAUCUGGUUGAUGGGUCCUCCGCCAGGCAUCAUGACGAAGCAGGUAUUAUUGACGCUUGCGCUGCUGACCAUCGUGAUCGGCUAUAAGAAAGCAUGGGCUGUUGCCUCCCCCCAUCCCUCCCCCUCCUCCCACUCCUUCUCCCAUCGCUCCUCCUCCCGUACGAAAUCGUCGGCGACUUCCUCCCCCUCCCCCUCCUCGAGCGCCGCGUCUUCAUCGCUGCGAGUCUCGACGGCCCGCUCCACGAGGUCGGCCUCUUCAUCGCUGAAAGCUUCCAUAUCUCAAGUGUCCACCACCACCACCACCACCACCACUCCUGUCCGCACUUCGCCCUCAGGCAUUGCGGUCAUCCAGAAGCAAGGCGUCUUCGACGUGUCCGUCAACGUGAAGGUUCCCGAUCCACGGGCCACUGUGAGCAACAUAGGCCAGUCGAAGACCCCCCAGGGCAAAGAAUCUUUCCACCCGCCGUCGCAGGCAGCCUCGCACGCUGCCCCCCUCCCACCGACGGUGGUCCCCACCACCAUUGAUCCGCCCGAGCCGACCCUCGCUUGGGGUUUCGACGGAAUGAACAAUUUCGAUCAAACCGAGUGCGGCAAUGGGGACUACUAUCUGGGUCAGACCUCCGUCGAGCCUUCUGACGUGUCCAUCUGCGUCGGCAAGGGCAAGGUCGUGCAGCUAGUGAACUCCGCCUUCUUGGUCUAUGAUGUCAACGGGAGUCGAUUGAUGCCCCCCAUCCCGCUCGCGCAGUUCUUCCUUCUCCCGCCUGGUCGAUCUUACGUCACCGAGGCUAAGUGCAUGUACGACAUGGACACAGAGAGUUUCAUCAUAGCUGGGGUCGGGCAGGUGGACCAGGACAUGCAUCUGGCGCUGUCCGUGAGCGACACGGACGAUCCGAUGGAGCGCCAUCACAUCUACGCGCUCCCCACGCGCGGAGACGGCAACGUGGAGGGCUGGCCUGCCAUCGAAGGGUGUCCGUGUGUCAUCCACGACCCCUUCGUGGGUGCCGAUCGAUUCGGGCUGUUCGUGACCGUCGAUCACUACACAAACGACAAGGCGCACGCGUUUGUCGGCGCGCAGAUCUACGCCCUGGGCAAGGACCGUUUCGUCUCCGCUCCCACUUCGAUUGACGUCACCUUUUUUACCAACGUCCACGUGAACGACAGGUCCAGGGCCAGCGGGUUGCGCCCCGCAAACGCGCCCGCGCCCCUGCCGAAAACCACGCGCUACUCGACGACGGGAGUGCACUACUUCCUGAGCUCCGCGGCGAGCGGGAAGGUGGCGGUGUGGGCGCUGCUCAACACGCUGUCGCUGGCGGACAGGACGCUGCGCGCGGGGAUGCAGCUCAUGAACGUGCUGGUGGACACCGCGCCCUUUCUGCAGCCGCCGUACGCGGACCAGAAGGACGGGGAUCGCCCGCUGGGCGCGCUGGCGCAGGGAAAUCGAGAGGGAGCGGCGCAGCUGGAAGUGCUUGACAGCGGAGACACGCGGCUGACGAAGACCACCUUCGCUGACGGGAAGUUGUGGACCGCGGUCGCGACUGCCGUGGCAUACGACCUGCCCAUCCCAACCUCCAAGGAAGAUGAGUGGAGGGACAAGGUGAGGACUCGAGCGGGCUUCCUGUGGCUGUGCAUCCAUCCCAAUCUUACCUCAGACUACGCGGGAGGGCCGCUCUUCUUGAGCCCCACAGUCAUCAAUCAAGGUUACAUUGCCGUACUCGGGGAGAACGUCAUAGUCCCGGCGCUGGCUGUGAACGAGGAGGGGAGAGGCGCCGCCACGUUCACCCUCGUGGGGCCCCACUACUUCCCCAGCGUGGGCUACGUGCCCAUCAGCUCUCGAGGGGCAGGGAAGGUGCACAUAAUUUCCUCCGGAAUAGAGCCCCAUGACGGCUUCAGCGGCUAUUUGACAGCAGGGGGCUCCGAAGACGGGGUCGCAAGGUGGGGGGACUCCUCGGGCUCCACCGUCGAUGAGCAAGGCAAUGUCUGGCUUGCCUGCCAGUACUCUCCUGGGACUAUCCGAACAAUAGCUACCAACUGGGGAACGUACAUCCUACGUAUCAAGCCCCCCUUCUUCACUUGAUACUUAGUGAUGUUGACGAUGAUGAUAAUGACCCAUAACUGUCCAUCGUGUCGUGGGCGCCCCGCCAUUUUCAAUUUCAAUC